This is a messenger RNA of Folsomia candida, 2083 nucleotides long. RefSeq lists its product as uncharacterized. The transcript is spliced from 2 exons. Lineage: Eukaryota; Metazoa; Arthropoda; Collembola; Entomobryomorpha; Isotomidae. The record is from RefSeq and is a predicted model, not a curated record. Gene Ontology annotation, molecular function: oxidoreductase activity, acting on the CH-OH group of donors, oxygen as acceptor; FAD binding. The coding region runs from base 210 to 1949 and encodes 579 amino acids.
UUCCUUACUUUAAGAACACGUGCAGGUUACAAAAAUGUCAAGUUUCGUUCUCCCUUCAUUGACACGUAUGCUAAAGGUCAUACAGUGAGUGAGAAAAAAGACCAGAAUUUUUCGAGGGAGUCAAAUCUAAAUCGCCAAUAAUUGAAAAUUACGCAUAAGUGAAUAAAAGUGAAAAAGAAAUACGUAUUUCAGUUUAAAUUUGAUAAAACAUGAAACCGAGCGUGAUAAAUAUAAUAACAUUUGCUGUGAUAAGUGGGCUUCAAUCCCAGGGUACGACUGAAGCGGCCUUGUUCUCCAAUUUGGGUCCAUGCCCCCCUUUACCAGAUUUUCCCCCCACUUCCACCUACACUUUACGCCCCUUCAAAACAUACUCGUCCGACGUAGUCAUCCCAUUUUCCUACUUUUCAUCCCCACGGGACGCUUCUGAAGUUUUAAGUCUAGUCAACUGGGCGAAGAAUGCGGGUUAUCGGGUCCGUGGGGUGGGUCAGAUGCACAGUUGGAGUCCCGUCACCCUCUCAAAAUACGAAGAGGGCACCCUUUGCCCGAAAUUUCUCCUAGUCGAUACCACAAAAUACUUAACCGGCAUAAAAGUCACGACUGACUUUAACACUUCCCUGCACAGCGUCACACUCGGCCCAGGGGUUACAUUGCGACGACUCUUGGAAACCCUGGAAUCCCAUCAACUCGGAAUUUUCUCCUCUCCAGCGCAAGGUGACCUUUCCGUCGGUGGCAUGCUGGCCGUUGGGGCGCACGGAUCGGGAAUAAAAACAACCACCCACUCCAAAUCGCUGGGUCAUUCGUAUGGAACAUUUAGUAACCUCGUCCUCGAGAUGGAUGUCAUCGGAUGGGACAACGAUACUGAAAAAUAUGUCGUGAAAACCCUGCCACGAUCACAUCCGGACACGAAAGCAUUUCUCGUCAAUUUGGGGAGGACGUUUGUAACCAGGGUGAAAAUACGAGUUGGCGCAGAUCAGAUGUUAAGAUCGCAAAGUUUUUUCACAACUGUUCGCCAAUUAUUUGGCAGGGGGGAUUUGGUGAGAGAUGGUGAUAAGCCAAACUUGGCAGACUAUUUGGAUUCGUUUGGGCGAAUACAAGUGCUCAGCUUAGAAACAGGGAGUGAUUCAGGUGUGCUUCUUUUUGGGUGGCACUCCGAACCAGAAAAGCCGGCCGGGUCAAGGUUAACAAAGACCCCGUACAAUUACAUUUUCGGGAAUUAUCUCCCUGGUAACAAAAUUUUGAAGUGGUUACUCGCUAGAAUUCCACACAUUUGGAGGUUUUUCGCUCGUCUCUCAUUUCCUAUAAAUAUUGCUGUGUCGAGUCUCGCUGGCUAUCAGGAUUACUGGGGCCUGUCAAAAAACCAUUUGUUAUACAAUUCAAAGUAUGUGCCAAUCAUAAGGCCGAAUUCGUUCGUGUUGGUCACAUCCCGUCAAAAUUUUCAAACAGUUGUCUCAAUUAUACGGAAAGGCUAUGACGAUUUGGCCUCGGAGUGGCAUUCUCGGGGGGAAUAUCCGGACGCGGGCUCGUUCGAUAUUCGAGUCUGUGGGGUGGAGGAUCCCGAAAAUAUUUUGGCACAGGGGGCAGAACCGCCCAUCUUUUCACCGGCAAAACCAGUGCCAAGUCAUCCCGAGUAUGACAUCGUGAUUUGGUUCGAAUUUGGCACGUAUCCCGAGACGAGAAAAGCUCAGGAAUUUGUGGCGGAUUGGCAGUCACUUUUGUAUCGUGAUAUUCAUCACGUGUAUGGCGUUUUGAGGGUGGAGUGGGCAAAGGGAUGGGGUCACACGUGGGAGAAGGCGUGGAGUAAUGAGACUAUUUUUGACACCUUGCCACGCGUAUUGUCAUCUUCGGAUGAACUAAAAGAGUGGAAUUUAGGAGUGGAAAUUUUAGAUAGGUAUGAUCCUUGGAGGAUUUUUAGUAAUGGAUUUUUAGAUAGGAUACUUAUCAAGGCGUAGUUUUAUGUAUAUUAAGUAUUUUUGUGUAAGAUGAUCGAAAAGUAGUUAGUUUGUCAUUUGAUAAUUUAAGUAUUUUAUUUAGGAAUUUAUUAAACUCUUCAUAACCAGUAUUAAAUGUGAUGUUUUUAAAAACU